This is a messenger RNA of Hippocampus comes (tiger tail seahorse), 1069 nucleotides long. RefSeq names its product SURF1 cytochrome c oxidase assembly factor (gene surf1). Lineage: Eukaryota; Metazoa; Chordata; Actinopteri; Syngnathiformes; Syngnathidae. Gene Ontology annotation, cellular component: mitochondrion; membrane. The transcript has 9 exons. Gene Ontology annotation, biological process: mitochondrial respiratory chain complex IV assembly. Bases 78 to 986 code for a protein of 302 amino acids. The record is from RefSeq and is a predicted model, not a curated record.
ACUCCCCGCUUCUUCACAGCAUUAGUACAGUAACAUGUCACUUACGUAGCUGCACCGGUGAUAAAGGUUGUCUCGGUAUGUUUUCGCUAAAAACGCUGCUGGUUUCCUGCAGCAGCGCGUUGACCACUUUAAAACACACGAAUGUCGUUCACGCCAAGAGGACUCUUUGCCUGCGUAAAACGCCUCUCUUCAGACGAACAGAUGUCAGGUGGAUUGCACAGCGGCAUUCGUCCAGUUCGGUGGCGGCAACCGGAGAAGACACUUUUCUUAAAUGGUUCCUGCUGCUCAUCCCGGCUACCACAUUUGGCCUCGGUACCUGGCAGGUGAAACGUCGGCAGUGGAAAUUACAGCUGAUCGAUGAACUGACCAGACUCACCACAGCCGAGCCCAUUCCACUUCCAAUUGACCCCCUGGAGCUGACGGGCCUGGAAUACAGGCGGGUGCGCGUGCGCGGCCGCUACGAGCACGACAAGGAGCUGUACGUCCUGCCGCGUUCGCCCGUCGACCCGGAGAAGGAGGCCAGGAUGGCGGGGCGGUUGACAUCCAGCGGCGAGACGGUCGGCGCAAACGUUAUCACGCCCUUUCACUGCACGGACCUUGGCAUCACCAUCCUGGUGAACCGAGGCUACGUCCCCAAGCAGAAGAUGAGACCAGACAGCAGAAUGAAGGGCCAGGUGGAGGAUGAGGUAGAGGUGGUCGGGGUGGUCAGGCUGACAGAGCCCCGCAAACCCUUCAUGCCCAGCAACGACCCCGAGAGAAACCGAUGGCACUUCCGCGACUUGGAAGCAAUGUCAGACGUGACAGGAGCUCAACCCAUUUUCAUUGAUGCUGACCUUGCCAGCACCAUCCCAGGAGGGCCAGUCGGUGGGCAGACGAGGGUGACGCUGAGGAAUGAACACAUGCAGUACAUUAUCACCUGGUAUGGCCUGUGUGCAAGCACUGCCUACAUGUGGUAUGCAAAGUUCAUCAAGAAGCUUAAAGUGUAAAACAUCUGCUGAAUUUGUCUGCAUAAACUCUUCUGAUGUAGCAAUCUGAAUUAAAACAUUGGGGGGGUGUUGAGUGACUUGAA